Manduca sexta (tobacco hornworm) is the source of this 1411-nucleotide messenger RNA. Its product is annotated as kelch domain-containing protein 4-like. NCBI's taxonomy places the organism in Eukaryota, Metazoa, Arthropoda, Insecta, Lepidoptera, Sphingidae. Gene Ontology annotation, molecular function: protein binding. The record is from RefSeq and is a predicted model, not a curated record.
AUGUAACGUAAUAUAAUUAGUUUUAAAUGAAAUUAUUAAAUAAUUAUUCAGUGGUAAAAACAAAACAUUAAUGAAAAAUUUGCAAUUUUACCAAAAGGCAGGAGAUGAAUCAUUAUGUCAAGUCUCGAGAUCUAGAUUCUAAACGCCCUAACCUGUACGAGUGUUUUUAUUUUUGUUGUCUAGGUUUUAUAUAUUUUAAAAGAGAUUUGUGAAACAAAUAUGGGUAAGAAGAAAAAUAAGAAUAAGCUGAGCGGUGCUGUGAAAACCGCCGCAAAAACUGAGAAAAAGUUGGCCAACAAACUGAAAAAAGAACUCGCAAACUUAGGCGAGGAGGAUAUUGCAAAAGUAAUAGCUCAGAUUGAGCGCGAGGAAGCGAAGAGAGCGGCAGCGACAGACAAGACACUGCCAGGGCCUCCGUCCCCACGAGCAUAUGCCUCCCUGACUUCACACCCCACAAACAAUGAACUUAUUAUGUUUGGUGGAGAGUACCAUAAUGGGCAGAAGACAGAGACAUAUAAUGAGUUGUUAUUCUACAACCCCGCUAACAACACAUGGCGGCAAGUGAAGGCGCCGGGUGCGCCGCCGCCACGCAGCGCUCACCAGGCGGUCGCCACACCAGCCAAUAAAGGAGAACUAUGGGUGUUUGGUGGAGAGUUCACAAGCCCAUCAGAGACACAGUUUUACCACUACAAAGAUCUUUGGUGCUUCUCACUAGCUGAGAAGAAAUGGGAAAAGGUGGUAGCCCCCAAUGGCCCAUUCCACGCUUCUGGUCACUGCAUGGUGCUCCUCGGGCGCAAGUUGUUCGUGUUCGGCGGCUACGCGGACGACGGCCGCGAGUGUAAAUACUUUGACGACGUGUACACAUUCUGCCUUGACACUCGCGUAUGGACUAAACUCGCGGCCAGUGGGAGAGGACCCUGUGCUAGGUCAGCAUGUGUCACUGUUCCGGCUGGGAAUGACUCGUUGAUAGUGUACGGUGGUUUCUCCCGCGUGCGGGAAGGCAAGACCGAGCGCACACACACACACACGGAUCUCUUCCGGCUGAGCGAGCGGACGGGCGGCGGCUGGACGUGGCGCAGUCUCACAGGUGGCGCCUUCGCCCCCCCGGCCAGGGCCGGACACGCCGCCGCUGUCAAUGUGCACAGUAAUAAGGCGUAUGUCUUCGGUGGAGUUAGUGAUGUGGAGGAGACAGAAGAGGAGCUCCGAGGCGAGAUGAGCGACGAGCUACUCCUGCUGGACUUGGAGACAGGCAAAUGGCACAAUGUGCCAUUGCGCGUACAAACCAAGCAGAUGGAAGAAGUUAAAGAGCCAGUGGAAACUGUAGAAGAUGAUACAAAGGAGACUGUUACAGUGGUAACAGACGAAGUAUUCACCAUGAAGCUGGGCGGCGCCCCGGUCAGUACAGGUGGCG